AUGCAUCCGGCUGGGGGCAUGUCUGCCGAAGGCGACUGCUUCAGGCUGGACGAUGUUGAAGUGGCGUACUUCCGUCGAAGAGUCGUGUACAAGAGAGCCGACACACUGGGCGCUGGCGAGCCGUACACGUAUGGUUUACCGCCAGACUAUGUACGAAUUGCGAUGGCCGUGGCAGUAAUGGCGUUUGCUGCGCAGAUGGUUUCAUAUACAGGCCGCGAAUGGGCCAUUCACAAGCAGGCAGGCCGUCCGAUACGGAGGGUUCCAUCCUUCUGGAACAACAUCUUCAAUGUUGCCAUGCUGUGCAUGUACUUGGCAGUGGCAGUUGUCAUCGCGGGCCUUAUCCAGAUGCAGCAGCCCUCACAGCUGCAGGACCUCUACGGUUCCCUGCCGCUCUCGUCUGGCACCUUCUGCUCCAACUCCCUACUCGUCUUAUAUUUUGCGGUGUAUGCUGGCCUCCAGAUUGCCAAGACUAUGGAUGUCGACUUCCGAGAAAGAGGGACGUACCCCGAGUCGCUUACCGAUCCUUCAAGGUACAUCAUUGAGGUCCUGAAAAUGACUGCUUCAGAGGUGCAGGUUGCACCCAUGAAAGAGCGACCACACCGGCCUACAAUGGUCAUCGUCUGCCGCCUGGCGCAUGAGCACCUUCUGGCGGAUGGCCCGGCGGGCCGCAACGAUGUGCUCAGGCGGCUGCCACGUGAUUUUCGCGGCGGUGCUAAUGAGAUCGUGAAAGAGGACAUUCACACCAGCAUCGAGGUCCCACCACUUCUGUCCUCAAGCGGUGCGACCUUGUCCAUCAUCUUCCGAAAGCUGAUCACGUACCAGACCCAACAAGGCCAUCACCAGGCGCCAGGGCGCCUCAAGCGAUUGACGAGCUUCAGCACGGGGGAAGCCAACAACUGCGACAACUUCCACGCGAAGAGAGUUGUCUGCGAGCUGCUGAAAGCCUGGGCUUGUUGUAGCCAGGGCGCGGUCAGUGAUGAGGGCAUAGAUGCACAGGAGGUGGAUCCAUACUUGAAUUAUCUACGACAUGUGAUGUACUACCAUGACCGAUGGUCUUCAAAGCUCUGGGGCUCUGACGCCUUCCUGGAGACUAUUGUCCAUGUCAUCCGCAAGCUGGAGGCAUUAAAACGAGACACCUCCGACACGAGACAGAAGUACUUGAAAGUUCUGGAGCAGAUACACGACCACACCAGUGAGCUUGCAGAGCAUGCCCUGAGAGUGACACUGCUCGCCAACACUGAGCAUCACAGCGAGUUUGAGGCCUUGGUCGCCAAAGAGGGCGCGCUGACUCUGAAAUCGCUAAGCCAAACCUUGGUGAGACACAGCACGAGCUUCUGGUGCACGGACUUCGGCCAGGUCUUGUACUCUGCCUUGGUCCGAGCCGACCCACAGCGCUUCAAGCCAGUAGGUGUGGGAGUUGAAGCGGCUGCCCGGACUUGGAGUCUCUGGACAGACGAGUUGGGGACCAUAAAGACAUACGAGUACAGCUCUCCCGAGGAGGCGAGGCUCGUCCUGGAGCAGUGCCGCUGCUGUACCAUCCUCGUGGGUCCGGAGGGCAAGAUCCAGGAGAAAAGCUUCGCGUCCAGCACCAGCCAAGUGCUUUCCAAGGUCCUCCAGGAAGGCAGCACCAUGCGAGAGCUCAAUCGCAGGGUGGACCAGAACAUCGGUUUGCAGCAAGCAGCUUUGGGAGUUGCGCCGCCGACACAGGUGACAGCCAUAGAAGAUUUUCUGGGUGACGGUGAAGCUGCAGCCGAUGCAGACGCAGAAAAGCCUGACUUCUGGUAUGAAGCCGUGGAGAAGGUGCGGGAUGCAUGGAUGCAAGGCAAUGCCGAUCAAGCAGGAAUCGCGGAACCAUUUCGCGGCUGCAAGAAGGUCAAAUGGAUCGAGGGUGUCUUCGAAAAGGAAUCCAGGUCCUCGAAUUUUCCAACGAUCAUCCUCGAUCUUCCCAAGACACUGUCAGAUCUGCUGUGCUGCUUCAAGCAGGUGAUGACCGCAGUGCGCUCCAUGAUCAGCGAAGGUGGCAGUAAGGAGGCAUUGGCCGCUAUUUAUGCAUUGCGACAGCGCAGCACCAUCACCGGGCAGCUGGAUGCAUGCAUGCAAAAGUUCCUUACCAGCGCGAAUCUUAUGCACGGUUUCUUUGAGCACCUCUUCUUCGAAGGUUUGGAGAACAACAAGAAGAUCAAGGGACAGAGUGCUGCAAUGCAACGCUUGUACUUUGAAAGCCACCGCGCGUGCAAUAAGCUGCGGGACGAGAUCCUAACGAAGUGGCACAAGCUUGGACUCGAG
Molecule: messenger RNA, 2286 nt
Organism: Symbiodinium necroappetens
Lineage: Eukaryota; Dinophyceae; Suessiales; Symbiodiniaceae
Source: the annotation of a GenBank genome assembly